AUGAUUCUUUAUGACUCCGACUCCGAUGAUGAGUUGGAGAUAGUUACAAUAGCUUCUAUGGAAGCCGAGAGUUCAUUAAGGUCACAACAUGCUGCUCGUAAACGACGCGAGUUUGUUUGGCGUAAUCCUUUGCAAGGCCAUCAAAGGUUUUUUCUCGACUAUUUUGCUGAUCCACCAGUAUAUCCUCCCAAAUUAUUUCGGAGAAGGUUUCGAAUGAAUCGUUCUCUUUUUCUCCGCAUUCAAUCUAAAGUAGAAGCUUAUGAACCAUAUUUUGUUCAGAAAAGAAAUGGUGCUGGAGUGCUCGGUUUGUCUUCUCUUCAAAAAAUAACUGCGGCUCUUAGAAUGCUUGUUUAUGGAGUAGCAGCUGAUUUUAUGGAUGAAUACUUGAGGAUUGGAGAAAGUACUGCAAUGAAAAGCCUAAAGAAAUUUGUCAAAGCAAUGGUUGCAAUUUUUUCUGAUGAGUACUUGAGGUCACCGAACAACGACGACAUUGCUAGACUUCUAACUGUUGGCGAAAGUCGCGGUUUUCCUGGGAUGUUAGGGAGCAUUGAUUGUAUGCACUGGACCUGGAAAAAUUGUCCAACUGCAUGGAAAGGUAUGUAUACUGGCCAUGCACAUGAGCCAACAAUUAUUUUGGAAGCAGUAGCAUCAUAUGAUCUUUGGAUAUGGCAUGCAUUUUUUGGGUUACCUGGGUCUAAUAAUGAUAUCAAUGUUUUAGAACGGUCUUCCGUAUUUACUGAGCUUGCUUAA
This is a messenger RNA of Camellia sinensis, 750 nucleotides long. Lineage: Eukaryota; Viridiplantae; Streptophyta; Magnoliopsida; Ericales; Theaceae. The record is from RefSeq and is a predicted model, not a curated record.